UGAACCGGYGGCGUUGUUAUUGACGCCAUAUUGCUGGUGCGGGGGUUACGGCCGGGAGCGCCAUCGCCGCCGCCAUCGCCGCCGCCCGGGCCCCGCCAUCGCCAUCGCCCCGCAUCGGCCGCCCCGCAGCGCACACCUGGGACCGGCACCGCGCCCCUCGGCACUGYUCGCACCCCGCCACCGGCUGCGGGCGGAAUUUGUCCCGGCCGGGCAGGGCGGAGCGGGCGGGGAGAGCGGAGAUCCAGCCGGAGUGAGCCGGGGCUGCUGCUGCCGCUGCCGGGGCCGCUCCCUAGAGAGAGGCCGGCGGGGAGGCGGCGGAGGCGGCCCUGACGCAGCCGCCCCCUCCUUUCCCUUCCCUCCCCCCCAGCCCGCUCCAGACAGCGGGGAAGACGCCUCUGGGCAGGGCCGGCUGCUGCUUCUUCCACCGCUGCCCCUCGCUCCGAGCCCCCUUGGCCGCUCCGCGCCAUGGCUUGCGGCGCCACUUUGAAAAGGACUCUGGAUUUCGACCCGCUGCUGAGCCCGGCGUCCCCGAAGCGAAGGCGAUGUGCGCCAUUGUCAGCCCCGGCCUCAGCCGCCUCCUCCUCCUUCGCCGCCGCUGCCUCCUCCCCGCAGAAAUAUCUGCGCAUGGAGCCCUCGCCCUUCGGAGAGGUKUCGUCCCGGCUCACCACAGAACAAAUUCUGUACAACAUAAAACAGGAGUACAAACGCAUGCAGAAGAGAAGACAUUUAGAAAAUAGCUUCCAGCAGACAGAUCCUUGUUGUUCUACUGAUGCACAGCCACAUGCAUUUCUCCUUACUGGACCAGCUUUGCCAGGUACUUCAUCUGCAGCAUCAUCACCAUUGAAAAAAGAACAGCCCCUGUUUACUCUCAGACAAGUUGGAAUGAUCUGUGAACGUUUGCUGAAAGAACGUGAAGAGAAAAUCCGUGAAGAGUAUGAAGAAAUUUUGACCACAAAACUUGCAGAACAAUAUGACGCAUUUGUGAAGUUUACGCAUGAUCAGAUCAUGCGACGAUAUGGAGAACAGCCUGCCAGUUAUGUUUCAUGAAUCACACUUUCUGCAUAUGUGGGCUGCCCUAUACACCCUGUUUUAUUGUUGCAAGCUAUCCCAGUAAAGACUUGCAGCAAUGCCAUAUUUUUUUCCCCCCUGUGAACACAGGUUAUUUCAAGCUUUUGUCAGUGGCAACCACUCUUAUGCAGCAACUGGUUUUGGAGUGCUCCCUGAUGUCAGUACCACCUGGAUGUGGACCUUUGCUACCUGUAAUAAUACCAGUGGCCUCAUUUGCUGUAUCAUUACAAUUUGGCUUCUUAUGUUAAUAAGUUUGAAAAAGUAAAGGAUUAAAGCUGGUGUUCUAGAAGUUGCCCUUCACUGGUUGUGUAAAUAAAAAUGUAGAAUGACACUUCUGACUGAAGUUAGUGUGGUUUUCAUAACUGUGCACUACAACAAAGCUGUAAUCACAGUUAAGUUAGAAUGUAAUCCCAGGACAAUUUUAAGCAAAUAGCCCACAGUACUGCCUGUGAAAUAGUGAAGGAGGGCAUUUCUGUAUUCCAUGACUUUUUUGGGGGUUAAGAAUGGGUUUAUAUGAUUUCUCAUUUUUGUAGUUUUUAUUUAUUCUAUCAGUCUUUAACAAAUGUUUAUUGCUGCAAUUUUUCAGUGUAUCAUUGUUUUACUGCCCUUGUAGUACUGGAAUUUAGUUGGAAGAAUAAAACAUUUACUUCUAAUCUGUUUGUUUUUAAUAURCAGGUGGAACUUUGCUGUGUAUGAAUAAACUUAAAUUUGAGUGUUUUAAACUUCAUUCACUAGCAAUAGUGGGUGGGUCCGUUUAAGCUCAGGAGAAGGAAGUGGAUUAAAAUCUCAGGUCAUUCUUCAGAGACAGAGAAAUCUUCCUUAGAUUGCCUGUAUUGUUUCUUGUGGAAGCAUGUUUGGUACAGAACUGACAUGAAACUGGUGAUUUAAUUUCUUGUAGCUGACUGCCAACAGCAGCUGCACUUGCCUUCCUUCAGAUUUCAGUGACACAUUAAAGGAAAUCUGUUCAUGAGUAGAGCAGGUGUGUGUACUGCAAGCUGGAACAGUGUACGUAUUGCAAGAGCUGAAGGUGUGUAAUGUCUGCUCAGGGUUGAGGGCCUUGCCGUUGGAUGCGUUCAGCUGUUGACAGACUGCUGUAUCAGUGCUGGCUGYGCAGUGCUCUGAAUCACUGCAGAGUUCCUGCAUGGCAAGUCCAGAUCUGUGUGUUUUGGGAUAGAAGUAUUGCUACCAAAGGACUUGAGUUACAUGCUUUUGGGACAAUAAAGCAGUUUCAGAGUAAUCCUUUGAUUAUAAACUGCUGUCUUCUCUAACUUAGUGUUAGCUUCUGGUUAAAUGGAARUUGCUCUGUGAUGGAUCUCUGUCCCAUUUCAAAUUAACAGUGGAGUUGUAGUUGAAGCUGGUAGAUGUACUUGGUAAUUGGCUCAUGUUGAUGCUUAGUUAUGAACUCUGGUUCUUGGUGAACUCUCACUUAGAAGAUUGAARCUUCAGAAUUGGACACAUUGCUCACAAUAUCAGAGUAUUUUCUGUUCAUUUCCUGAAACCUGUCUUACCUAAGUCCUUGGAUUGUUUCUGCUUCAGAAUCCCAGAAAUGAGAAAUCUCUGCUGGACUCCCCUCUCAGGUCUUCUGUCACUGAAGAUAAAAAUUUCAAGGGCUGUAAUUUCUUUUGUCUGCCUUGGAGUCCUCAGUCCCUCUCCUUCCUGCUCUUCACUUUGACUUUGUUUUUAAGUUGCCCAGGCCAGGAAAACCAUUKCUUCUAGGUGGACCACCAUGCAAGUAACAGCAUCCUGGCACAUCCUAUGUGUUUCCCGUGUUCUUAUCUUUCCCUUUGGGAUAUUAAGAUUUACAAAUUAAGAAGUGAUGUCAUGUUGGCACCCAGCYACUCCUGCACUGCUCCAUAUUGAUGCAUAGUAAGCAGUCUUGGGGCAGAUGAAAAGCAUGGCACCAUGGGUGCUGAUGUAUCACAGCUGUGGUAUGCUUAAUUUGUGCCUGUUUUGGAAACACGGUUGCAUUCUUUGAGAUUUUUCAGUUUUURACCUGCUGCUUGCUCUGUCUUGGACUUUAAAAUGGGUCCUUUUCCUAAUCUCAGUGUCAUAUCUGGUGUGAUGAAUCACAUGAAAGGCUUGUUCUAACAGGUGACAGUCUUCAGUAGGAAAACGGUUGGCAGCUUGAUGACUAUUGAAAAAAUUAGGAAAAUUGGGGUKCUGUGAGGAGCUGACUGGUGCCUGAGAACAAACUUGCUUUGCAUGUCCUUUUCAAAGGCUGAGUCAAGUAAAAUUUGGUAUAAUUCAGUAAUUACUCAGUUCUUGGCAUUACUUUGUGGUGGCCACAUAUAUUUUUAAAUUUGUAUGUAACUGUAAUCUUACCCAAAAGCCAAGCAAGCUGAGAAGAGUUAAUUGGAACUUAACAGAGUGAAACCAAAGAUCUUGGUUAACCUGUUUUUAAGGUAUAUGUGUAUAUUCCUUUCCAAGCAGAUCUCAGUUACUGUGUACUUAAAAAAGGAGCAAGUAAAUCCUGUGUGUUGAUUUUUGUGUCCAGAUGUGAGAGCAAUAUAACCAUAAGAUGAUUCUGCAUUUUUCAGGGUUGCAAAGGAAGGUGAUUCAAGCAGUUUUCUGUACUCUUGAAUAGCAUGACCAGUUUCUGCUCAGAAACUUUUGUGAAAGCUCCCUUCAUUCUGAGUUGGGAAUUGGGAACGAUUUAAGCUGAUUCCACAGUGGGAAGAAAAAAAUCGAGGCUGGUAAAAGUGUAAAGAAUUUCUGCUCUUGUUAACCAGUGCUUGUGACUUUUGUAUUGGAAGUCAUUCUCAGUGAUGAAAAAUGUGAGAAAGAAUGGCUUUUACAGAUACCUGGCCUGUUAAUAGUUUAUUGCAGUUGUAGGCUUCAAGAUAAAAUUACAAACUUUUGUGUUUGAAGCCAGUAGUGCAGUAGUGUAAAGAGGUGUCAAAGAACAGCUCCUGUAACAGUAGGAAGAAAAGGUUUGAAAAUUAUUUUAGUGAGAGUUAACAUGCAUUCAGGUCUGAUUUUUGGCAGUAGUUCUGUUAAAAGAUGUGGCUACCUAUGAUACAGUUUGCAGUUCAGAAGUGAGGCUUUACACUGUUAAAGAGUUUCAAAACUGCUACAGACUCUAUCACUUUGGGUUUUUUGUCCUGUUUUCUUUAAGUGAAUAUUGCGUUUUCUUUAACUGAACAUUGCAGACAGUGAAGGUUUUCUGGAAUAUCUGCAAAGCAUGGUAUUAAUAUGCAGACAGUUGUAGAAACUAAUUUUUAAUUUUCCAGUUGAAAUCUGUAUUUCAGCURAGGUGUGUGAGGGUGUUAUUGAUGUUGGUUCCAAGUUGAGUGAUGUUAAGCACUUUCCAGGAAGCUAGGACAGAUUGCUAAGUCCAGCCUCUGAAGAAAGGAAGGCAGACUAAAUURAAUUUAUGACCAGUUCAGUUUGUGUUUUAGCUGUUUAACCUUCCUGUGCUCUGCUGAAGAAGAUGAAAUGUGAAGUACAGAAUUAAAGGUUUGAUCCUGAGAAACCAUAUGUAGCACAGCAAAUGUGACUUUAWCCUUACCAAUUUGUUACUAGUUGAAGGGAAGAAACAGCCAUUAACUCUUAUUAAUUUUACUGUUUUAAUGUUAUGUUGCCUGCACAUUUGGGGAUUAAAGGCCACACACUGUUGAGGCUGGUUUCUCUUUAU
Molecule: messenger RNA, 4702 nt
Organism: Malurus melanocephalus (red-backed fairy wren)
Lineage: Eukaryota; Metazoa; Chordata; Aves; Passeriformes; Maluridae
Gene: AKIRIN2
Product: akirin 2
Exons: 5
Coding region: 466-1047 (193 amino acids)
Biological process (GO): positive regulation of transcription by RNA polymerase II; positive regulation of innate immune response
Cellular component (GO): nucleus; chromatin
Molecular function (GO): transcription coregulator activity
Source: RefSeq, a predicted model, not a curated record